Messenger RNA from Physella acuta, 1534 nucleotides. Its product is annotated as mutS protein homolog 4. Gene Ontology annotation, biological process: reciprocal meiotic recombination; mismatch repair. Gene Ontology annotation, cellular component: nucleus. The record is from RefSeq and is a predicted model, not a curated record. NCBI's taxonomy places the organism in Eukaryota, Metazoa, Mollusca, Gastropoda, Physidae. Gene Ontology annotation, molecular function: ATP-dependent DNA damage sensor activity; mismatched DNA binding; ATP binding.
GUAGUCAUAGUCAAGUUAACGUCUGCUAGUUUUUUCAAAAGAUCUAGAAAUCUAGACUAGAUUCUAGAGCUGGAGUCUAUGUCUUGAGUUAUCCUCAAUCAAUAGUCUCUCAACAGUGUCAGUAGUCAACUCAAGGAACAAGUGUCAAGUAGAUCUAGACUAGAAUCUAGAAUAGAUCUAGAUUCUAGAUCUCUAGAUCUAGAGAGAUCUAGACUCUAGGACUAGGACUAAGAAGUAAAAGAUAGUGAAAAUGAUUCAGAAACCUAAAUAUCAGUUUGGUCUGCUACAAACACCAUCGGAUGCUGAAGCCAGGGGAGAUGAUUCAUCUUCAUCGAUCUAUCCCUCUAAAACACCUAGCACAGGAGAAAGGCUUUCACCAGCUAGUACACCUGUUAUUAGAAGAAACAGUUCACUACCUCAAAGGACACCUGCCAGCACGAGCUCUUCCAGGACACCAAGAGUGCGCAGUGCCAGUAACACUCCAUACACAACAUCCAGUACUGUGUCCAUUGAUCAUUACUCUAGUUCUAUUGCAGCCCUGGUGGAAGGUAGAGGUCAUGCCAGAGGAGAGGUUGGGAUCACAAGUCUUGAUCUGAAAGAGUCUGUUCUUGUUUUAUCACAGUUUUCUGACAGCCAAACAUAUACCAAGACACUAGCUAAAUUACAUCAUAUUAACCCAAUGGAGAUUCUCUUACCUAAUACUUUAUGUGAAAGUGGAGCCAACAGCAAACUCUUCAGUUUGUUGACAAAUCAUUUCCCGAAUGUAACAAAGUCUGCAGUACAGAGAAGAUACUAUAAUGAAGCUAAAGGCCUGUUUUAUAUAAAGAAUCUUUGUGCUUCUGAAUAUCACAGUAUUGAACUUCAAAUUUCUAACAAGUACUAUUGUCUGGCCACAACUGGUGCUCUUCUCAAGUAUGUUGAAUUUAUUCAGAACAUAAUCUUUGCUCCCAAGUCACUUAAGGCUGUCUACAGAGGAUGUGAACAUACAACAAUGAUAGACACAACUACAGUACGAAAUCUAGAACUACUGCAAAACUUAAAAAAUCCCAUGAGUCAACACACAUUGUUUGGCGUUCUAAAUCACACCAAAACACCUGGCGGUGGGAGGCUACUCAGAUCCAACAUAUUGCAACCACCUAAUGAUGAAGAAACCAUUCGUCUUCGUCAAGAUGCAGUAAUGGAGCUGACAGAAAAGGAGGAGGUUUUUUUCAAUUUACAAAGGGUUAUUAGCAAAUUUGUAGAUAUAGGUCAUGUGGUUAGCAUGUGUGUUCAGAUACCUAAAACUGAGAGUGUGAAAACAGCAGAAAGCAAAUUGAACUGUGUUAUCGUAUUAAAGCAUGUGCUGGAACUGGUGGAGCCACUGAAGGAAACUUUGUCCUACUGUGAAAACCAACUGCUUCAAAUCUACUGUAAGGCUCUGACUGAUGCAAGAUAUGAUAUAAUCCUAGACAAACUCAAAUCUGUCAUCAGAGAGGAAACACAUUUGCAGAAAGGAUUGCUGCAACAAAGAACAGAAAAAUGUUUUGCUGUCAGG